UUAUUGUAUUUACUUUAUUCAAUUGGAGUCACUUGCAGCGUUUGGACACCAAGGAGCUUUUCGAGGAGCAUAGCGAGAAACCAGAUAAGCCACCAUGUCCACACAGCAAGCGGAGAAUGAGGAGAGUGCAGCGGCGAAGUCCAAGCGACCUUCAGAUUCGGCCUUCAAGCAACAGCGCCUGCCCGCCUGGCAGCCCGUCCUGACCGCCCGCACCGUACUGCCCACCUUCUUCGUUAUCGGAGUUCUAUUCAUACCCAUCGGCGUGGUCCUGCUCCACCUGAGCAACACCGCCAACGAGCUGAUCAUCGACUACACCAAGUGCAGGCGCUCGGGCGGAAAUACCACCUGUGCGGAGUAUCUGGAGGCCAACCCCGGCGUUACGUGCCCCUGCGAGGUGCCCUUCGUCCUGCCCUCGGACUUCAAUGGUGUGGUAUACAUGUACUACGGACUGACCAACUACUAUCAGAACCAUCGGCGCUAUGUGAAGUCACGGGACGACGAGCAGCUGCUGGGUCACCUGUCGCAAACGCCCAGUACAGACUGUGCCCCCUUCGCCUAUGAUCCCGAUUCCGGAAAGCCCAUCGCGCCCUGCGGUGCCAUUGCCAACUCGCUGUUCAAUGACACGCUGACCCUCUUGCAGGGUGGAUCCGAGAUCAAGCUGCUGAAGACGGGCAUUGCCUGGCCGUCGGACAAGCGCGUCAAGUUCCGAAACCCAGAGGGUAACCUGAACGUCUCCCUUGAGGGCUUCUCAAAGCCAAUUUUCUGGCAGAAGGGUCUGGCCGACCUGGACCCGGAGAAUCCGGACAACAAUGGCUUCCAGAACGAGGAUCUGAUCGUGUGGAUGCGCACCGCCGCUCUGCCCAGCUUCCGGAAGCUAUAUCGCCGUCUCAACCAAACGAACACCAACUAUGCCAACGGCCUGAAGUCUGGCAAUUAUACGCUUAACAUUAAGUAUAAUUAUCCGGUGGUGUCGUUCGACGGCACGAAGCGAAUGAUACUCUCCACCACAUCCGUGCUCGGUGGCAAGAACCCGUUCCUGGGCAUUGCGUACAUUGUGGUGGGUGCCAUUUGCAUCACCCUGGGCCUGGCCCUGCUAUUUAUUCAUAUGCGAUGCAGUCGCAGCAUUAUAGUUCAUUAAGUCUGCUAAGAGUCGAGUAUUUCAUUCCCCAUUGAAGCCGAAUCGUUUCUCAUGGCCAAAUUAGCGUUUUGCUCGCAACAUGGAGAUGAUCAACGUGAACCCGCACACGCAGUACUCCUAGACCGAGCACCGUCAGUAUUCCGGGCCGCUUCACUUAGCUUUAGUAGAUCCAUUUCUUUAAGCCUUAUCAGCAUAAAAUAGUUUCUAUUAACCCAUUUCCAUUAACGUGUUCUCGACUGCUCUUCUAUUUUUUAUGUUUUCUAACUGUGUGCACUUGGCCACGCGAUGAGCAGCUGUCCAAGUGCCUUUUGUUGAUGUUCUGUUCGUCCUUGAUCCUAUAUGUGUGCACCCAAUUUGUGAUUUUUUCUAUAACCUAUUCCACCGCACAUCACACACAACAAACAGUGGAUACCCUUUGCAACAUCCACACGAAUUUCCACCAUUGCUUUAGAAACAGCAAAGUAAUACUUUGUGCCUGACUUAAUCUGCAUUGCCUUUUACUACGUUUAUACGCGCAAAUAAACAUUGUUAAUGGCAUAGCUCUCUUGUUUUAUUGGCAAGUAAAUGGGGCCAAUUUGAAAUUAAGCUAUAUUCCUUGCUAAUAUGGGAUCGUAAUUAAUAAGUUUAGGAUUCUGUUGAAGCUUUUCUAAAUAGUCGUUAAGAUGUCUGUUAUUUUCAUCAC
Messenger RNA from Drosophila melanogaster (fruit fly), 1820 nucleotides. RefSeq names its product cell division cycle 50 (gene Cdc50). The transcript has 7 exons. Bases 95 to 1138 code for a protein of 347 amino acids. Lineage: Eukaryota; Metazoa; Arthropoda; Insecta; Diptera; Drosophilidae. The record is from RefSeq and is marked reviewed. Gene Ontology annotation, cellular component: membrane.